GGUGUUUGGGAUGGAAGUUGCUUUUGGCACGGAGGUGCUCUUUCUUUAUCAUCUUAAGCAAAUCUUAAACGUCAGAGACACCGGAAAAUAAAGCUGCAUGUAACAGUGCGCGAUCUCCAACAACCGAAACGGCGGCACCCGGAGAAAUCCGCGUUAUUAGGAACAGAUGAUGGUCAUAAGUGGUGAUCUGUUUGCUUGCUGUUGAAUCAUCGGAAAGAAAGAAAACGUCAGGCGAGGCUCGUGCGAGUCACUGAUAGUCGGAUGUGCCAUAAAUAGCCUAAAUGCAUGUAAUUUAUCUGGUUGGACACGAAAUUUUCUUCGUUCGAUGUAAUAAUUAGUAGAUUAUGUGUUUUAUGUGAUUCAGGAGUAAGUCAAAGGUCAGAUCAAAGUGUUUGUUGUUGUUGUUUUUCUUUUUUUGCAACAGACAGCAGUUAUAUAAUUUGUUCGCCUAUAUAUUGGUUAUAAGAUAAAUAACGUCUUGAAUUAAUUCAUGCUUAUGGAAGCUGAUAUAAGAGCAGCAACCUGUAACCAAUUAUUCAUUCUUGACAUGGGCUCGCUGUGACUGACAUACAGUUUACUUGUUUAAUUUAUUUAAGCUUAGUCAUAUUGACCUUUUUAUAAGUGUGUUUGCGAGUGUGUAUCUGUGAUUCGUUUUAUAGUGUUAUUUAUAAGCAUGGUGACAGUGCAGUGCGUUGAUAGCUGGAUUGCAUCACUUGUGUUUUGACAUAUCUGACGUCAGGGGUGUCGUGUGUCACUCAAACUGUGUUUAAAGUGUGUGGGAGCUUUUUAAACAUACUACUUCGUUAUAUUUGGACUGAUUUGGUGAUUUAACGGUGGAUUAUUCAAGAUAUUUCGAGAGGGAAGACUCAGAUCUGGCACAGUCAGAGAUCCUCGUUGAUAUUCCCAGUUUCUCCCCGCCAAUGCUGGAUCUGGAGGUCGUUCCUGAGCGAUCUUUGGGAAAUGAACAAUGGGAAUUCGCAUUAGGGAUGCCAUUGGCCCAGGCCAUUUCAAUAUUACAGAAACACUGCCGAAUCAUCAAAAAUGUCCAGGUGCUCUACAGCGAACAAAUGCCACUCAGCCACGACCUCAUUCUCAACUUGACUCAGGAUGGAAUUAAACUGCUGUUUGACGCCUGCAAUCAGAGACUGAAGGUAAUUGAAGUGUACGAUUUGAGCAAAGUGAAACUGAAAUACUGUGGAGUACAUUUUAACUCUCAGGCAAUAGCACCUACUAUUGAGCAGAUUGAUCAGUCUUUUGGCGCUACUCAUCCAGGAGUCUACAAUGCUGCCGAGCAGCUCUUCCACCUGAACUUCCGAGGGCUUUCCUUCUCUUUCCAGCUGGACUCGUGGAGUGAAGCUCCUAAAUAUGAGCCUAACUUUGCCCAUGGCUUGGCCUCCCUGCAGAUUCCCCAUGGGGCCACUGUCAAACGGAUGUACAUUUACUCUGGAAACAACCUUCAAGAAACCAAGGCUCCGGUGAUGCCUCUGGCCUGUUACCUUGGUAAUGUGUAUGCCGAGAGUGUGGAGGUGUUGAGAGAUGGGGCAGGACCGCUGGGUCUCAAACUUCGCCUUCUCACCGCAGGAUGUGGCCCGGGAGUGUUGACUGAUACGAAAGUGCGAGCCGUUGAGAGAAACAUCUACUUUGGAGAUUCUUGUCAGGAUGUUUUGAGUGCUCUUGGCUCUCCACAUAAGGUCUUCUACAAGUCAGAGGAUAAGAUGAAGAUCCAUUCACCCUCCCCUCACAAGCAAGUCCCGUCCAAGUGUAAUGACUACUUCUUUAACUAUUAUAUUCUGGGAGUGGAUAUACUGUUUGACUCUACAACCCACUUGGUCAAAAAAUUUGUCCUUCACACCAACUACCCUGGCCAUUACAACUUCAACAUAUAUCAUCGGUGUGAUUUCAAGAUUCCUCUCAUCAUUAAAAAAGAUGGGGCAGAUGCUCAGAGUGAGGACUGCAUUUUGACCACCUACAGCAAAUGGGAUCAGAUUCAGGAGCUGCUAGGACACCCCAUGGAAAAACCAGUUGUGCUACACCGGUCAUCAUCUGCAAACAAUACCAACCCUUUUGGCUCCACAUUUUGCUUUGGACUACAGCGGAUGAUAUUUGAGGUCAUGCAGAAUAACCACAUAGCUUCUGUGAGUCUCUACGGAGCGCCUCAUCCAAGUAGCCUGGCCCGUGCCGAUCCGAGCGCCCACUGAGGAAGCCGCCAUGCCCACGGUGCCCGUCCAGCCCUGCAGAGCCUCUGAACUGACCAGCAGAGUGUGCCUUCACUCACUGCUGCCAUCACACAAGCUAAAGCAAGACAUGCUGGGAGUUUCUCUGGAGUUGAACUCCCCCGCC
Messenger RNA from Sinocyclocheilus rhinocerous, 2340 nucleotides. RefSeq names its product UPF0183 protein C16orf70 homolog. The record is from RefSeq and is a predicted model, not a curated record. Gene Ontology annotation, biological process: Golgi to plasma membrane protein transport. The coding region runs from base 921 to 2198 and encodes 425 amino acids. Gene Ontology annotation, cellular component: synaptic vesicle membrane; trans-Golgi network; dendrite. NCBI's taxonomy places the organism in Eukaryota, Metazoa, Chordata, Actinopteri, Cypriniformes, Cyprinidae. The transcript is spliced from 16 exons.